Lytechinus variegatus (green sea urchin) is the source of this 3917-nucleotide messenger RNA. RefSeq names its product hyphally regulated cell wall protein 3-like. NCBI's taxonomy places the organism in Eukaryota, Metazoa, Echinodermata, Echinoidea, Temnopleuroida, Toxopneustidae. The transcript is spliced from 9 exons. The record is from RefSeq and is a predicted model, not a curated record. Gene Ontology annotation, biological process: proteolysis. The coding region runs from base 1 to 3504 and encodes 1167 amino acids. Gene Ontology annotation, molecular function: metalloendopeptidase activity; zinc ion binding.
AUGGUGAAACCCAACUAUCUCGGCUCACGAAAAACUAGAGAUGCAAUCCUGACAGGACCCGGAUCUGAGUUCGUCCUCAUCCCUGCCCAGGUCCGAGGCGUGGAUCCGUUGGAACCCCGUGUGAAUCUUGAUGAAGAACCUUCCACAGACGAUCUAGAUGGAGAUAUCAAGCUUACCCCUGAACAAGAACAUCUCUUACAGGAAAACCAACAAGAGACAAGACGGGUGAAGAGAAAAGCAUUGAGUGACUGGCGCAAACUCUGGCCAGACGGCACAAUACCAUACAAAAUUGAGGAAUCUGCAAGAAAUUUCUCAGCUGCAAUCGGUCUGGCGAUAGAACACUGGGAAAGUAACACUUGCUUGACUUUUGAUCCAUCACCUACGACUGAACAGUAUUUAUCCUUCCAAUUAUCCCACAAUACAGUAUGUUGGUCGUAUGUUGGAAAAGUCUCAAUACAACCUCAGCCCAUUGGUAUUGCAGCUAAAUGCGCAACUUUUGGCACGAUCGUCCACGAAAUCGGGCACGCUAUCGGGUUUGAUCACGAGCAAUCACGACCAGAUCGGGAUGACUGGGUUGUCAUUCACGAGGAGAACGUUAUAACAGGAGAAAUGAAAAACUUCAAAUUAAAUUCCUACGAUCAAACUAUGACAAGUAUUCCUUAUGAUUAUGAAUCCAUCAUGCAUUACUCUCCUUACAGUUAUGCUAUAGAUAGUACUAUACCAACGAUCACAACGAAAAACCCAUUCAAGUUCCCGAACAUAGGCCAGCGAAAAGCGCUGAGCUUUCGCGACGUCCAAGCCGCCAAUAUGAUAUACAACUGUAGCGUAGGCUGUCCUGUUAUAACAUGUUAUAACGAAGGUUUUGUAGGCCCCGAUUGUACAUGCGUGUGCCCAGAAAAGUUCACCGGAACGCAUUGCCAAGACGACAAUCCUAAUUACGAACAACCUUGUGAAUUCGAAAUGACGUCAAACUCUGGUAUGAUCCAAUCGCCCAAUUUCGGAAUCGGGAACUACCCAGUAGAAACGAUUUGCAUAUAUCAUAUCAAGCCCUCCGUCAAUUUGCCGAACAUGACGAUUACGCUUACGUUCGAUUCAUUUUCACUCGAAAAUUCAAACGAGUGCAUUUGGGACUACGUACGAGUAUUCAAUGACACAUUCACCUACCAAGGCCCAAAAUUUUGUGGAUCCACCUUACCAGCACCUAUAACCACUAUUGGUCCAGAAAUGAUAGUCUGGUUUCGAUCAGACAUAUACCAGACUAUGCCGGGAUUCAGAGCUAACUACACUAUAGAACUCGAGCCAUCAACAACAAAUGUCCCUGUUACAACCCUUCCAACCUCUACAUUAAUGCCAGAAUCCACUGUAAUCACAGUGCCUGUAACCACCAGCGAACAUCCAACAGAACCAGCUUCCACAACAACUUCUAAAAUCGCCACCAGCGAACGUCCAACAGAACCAGCUUCCACAACAACUUCUAAACUCACCACCAGCGAACGUCCAACAGAACCAGCUCCCACAACAAUUUCUAAGGUCCACACCAGCGAACGUCCAACAGAACCACCUUCCACAACAACUUCUAAAGUCAACACCAGCGAACGUCCAACAGAACCAGCUCCAACAACAACUUCCCGUGCUACCACAAGUGUACGUCCAACCGAGCAAUCUUCGACAACUGCUCGUGUGACAAAUGAACGUCCAACAGCUUCCACAACAAUCUCUACAGUCGCCACCAGCAAACUUACAACAGAAUCAGCUUCCACAACUGCUCGUGUGAUCACCAGUGAGCGUCCAACAGAACCAGCUACAGCUGCUCGUGUCACCACCAGUGAGCGUCCAAUAGAACCAGCUACAACUGCUCGUGUCAUCACCAGCGAACGUCCAACAGAACCAGCUUCCACAACAACUUCUAAACUCACCACCAGCGAACGUCCAACAGAACCAGCUACCACAACGUCUCGUGUCACCACCAGUGAACGUCCAACAGAACCAGCUACCACAACGUCUCGUGUUACCUCCAGUGAAAGUCCAACAGAACCAGCUACCACAACGUCUCGCGUUAUCACCAGUGAGCGUCCAACAGAACCAGUUACAACUGCUCGUGUCAUCACCAGUGAAAGUCCAACAGAACCAGCCACAACUGCUCGUGUCACCACCAGUGAACGUCAUACAGAACCAGCUACCACAACGUCUCGUGUCACCACCAGUGAACGUACAACAGAACCAGUUUCCACUACAACUGCUCGUGCAACUACACAACGUCCAACAAGUCCAGUUGUUUCAACAACGGCAAGUGUUAGUAGUACACCUCCGACAGAGCCUUCCGUCAGCCAACAGAUAUCAACAGCAAGUAUGUCGCGAAACGAAUGCUCGGCAACAUAUACAGGCCUGUCCGGUGAUUUCAACUCUCCAAACUACCCAAGAAAGUAUCCUAACAAUAAGAAAUGUUCCUACACAAUCAAUGUUCCAGUGGGGAAGAGAAUCGUCUUACAGUUCAAAGACUUCCAGAUUGAAAACGAGGGCGAUUUUUCAAAUCUGCAAAGCUCCUGUCCUUUUGACGCCAUUUUGGUUCAUCUUGGCAAUGGGAUUCGCAUGCCGAUGAAAUUGUGCGGUAACAAGCAACCCGAAGAGGCUCUGGUGUCUCUCGCCAACACAAUCACUUUGGAGUUGAUAACCGACAGUACGAUCAGGAAAAAGGGUUUCUAUGCUUCCUAUCACACUAUAGAUGAACCCCUGUCAUCCGUGGGAGAGGAACACGUAAUUACAUCACCCAAGUGGCCUGAACAAUGCCCAGGGAUGCUUCGUGACACCUACUCCCUGGAAGUAGAGGAUAACUUCCGGGUCGAGCUUACCUUCAAUGUCAUUGACCUGAUAGAUGAUGUGACUUGUAGGGAAGACGAGCUAGAGAUCGAUCUUGGUAAAGGAAUUGCUGUCCCCAUGAUUCUGUGUGGAAACAGAUUGCCCGAGGGUUCACUUGUUUCUCUAGAUAACACCAUGAACUUGAAGUUGCUCACUGACAGAUCGUCCACCAGACGAGGAUUUUCAGCUUCGUAUAGAGCUGUACCAGCGGACAUCUUUGAUUUACCCGACAAUGAUGAUGAAGAGGAUGAAGUAGACGAAGAUUUGGAUGGUAGCGAGAAUCCCGAUGGAAACAGCAAUGUGAAUGGCUAUGGGACCGGUAAUGGUAAUGGGAACGGCAAUAGAAAUGGAAAUGGCAAUAGAAAUCGAAAUGGUAACAGGAAUGUAAACGGUAGAGGGAAUGGCAAUAGUAGGGGGAAUGGCAACGGAAAUUUGAAUUGGAACCAGUAUCAUGACUACUGGAACGACUUUGUGAAUGGGAAUUUGAAUGAUCAUUGGGAUGGAGAAGGAUAUGGAAACGGGGACUGGGAUGGGGAUCGGUUUGAGAACGAUCAUUGGGAAGGAGACAUGGACGAAAAUGGAAAUGGCUAUUGGAACGACUAUCGAAACAAUGGUUAUGGCAAUGGGCGAGGUUGGCAACGGGAAUAGAGGUUAAGACCGAUAUGAAUAACCGCAUCCCGGGAAAUGAGACUACCAUCAAACGUUAAACAAGAGAAAAAGUAUUUAAUUUCUUCUCUUCUAUCACAUAGAUAUAUAUAUAUAUUUUCUUGCAAAUUUCCUUGACAAAAAUCUACAGCUUUAGACUAGAUUUUGCCAUACUGUAUAUCCCUCUUAUUUGGCGCGGCUUAUCAAUUCUAUCGGCAUUCAAAUUAUGAGUAACAUUUUAAAUUAAAAAGCAGAAUGAAGACUUGCAGAAUUCCGCCAAUUAUCUCUCUAAAUAGAAAUCAUUACCUGGAAAUCAAAAAUAUAAAAAUAGAAUUUUCUACACACAAAACUAUGAAAUCAUAACGGUCCCGAGACCGGGGAGGGGGCACCCCCAAUAAAAAAUAGAAAAAUUCAGC